AAUUAUUUCGUAAAUAUUUUCUUAGGAAGAUUACUAUUCAAACAAUGAUGAAUUAGAUAGCAGUGAUGAUGAAACUCUAAAAUUACUAAUGAAUAAUUAUAAACAAUCGUCUACUAUUAGAGACUUAAUGGGUGAAGAAGCAUUUUUUGAAUCAAUUUUAGUGAAUGUUGAUUGGAGUCCAGCAGAAUUAAUGCUAAUGACUCUUAAAUAUUAUUUAUCUACUAGGUCAUCAAUAACAAGUUUGUCGAAUUUAUUAAAACUUAUUAAUCGAAUAUGUGGUCAACAAUUUUUGCCUGAAACUCGCUAUAGAAUUAAUCAGUUGUAUAAGGAUAUUAGUAAUGUUACGUUACACAGUGUAUGUCCAGAGUGCUCUCAAUAUUUGGAACCGACAGAUGCAGUACGUGAUUAUUUAGAAACUCACCAUGAAUAUUACGAUUAUGUGGUGAAAGAAAGAAUUCAUGAAACAGACCAUAUUAAAGAUGUUUAUGAUGGAAAAUUAUAUAGGAAAUUUGUCAAAAGUUUAAGUAAAAGUGAUCGAAAUUCGUAUGCUACAAUGGCGUUUAAUACUGAUGGAGCACCAGUAUUUGAGUCCUCCAAUUUUUCUAUUUGGCCAAUUUACGGUAUGCUGAAUGAAAUUCCUGUGCAAGACAGAUUAAACAGCACAAUCACAAUUAGCCUAUGCUUUGGAUUAAAUAAACCAAAAAUGGGCAUAUUUUUACAUGAAUUUGUUGAAGUCUUCAAUGAUUUGUCAACGGUGGAAAUUAAUUGCAAAAUAAAAGAUGAAGAACGCAGUAUUAAGAUAUUUCCACUAAUUGCGUGUGUGGAUACAAUUGCUCGUGCUCCCAUGAAUGGAUCCAUGCAAUUUAAUGCUCGAUGUGGUUGUGACUGGUUCUUACAUCCUGCUAUAUAUCAUUCUGGCAGCAUGAGAUACCCAUUCUUAAAUCCUCCCGCUGAGGAUAGGAAUCGUAAUAAUACUAUUGAUUUUGUUAAACAGGCAAUUGAAACAGGUAAACCUGUUAAUGGUAUGAGAAAUGUUCCCUGUUCUCUUCUUAAAAGGUUUUGAUAUUAUAAAUGGCUUCACACCUGAUUACAUGCACUGUAUGUUAGCUGGCGUAGCACAGCAGUUUACAGAAUAUUUAUUAAAUUUAUUAUCAAAUGAUGAAAUAAAUAUUAUAUGAAAUAAUUGUUUUGAGUUGAUAAUAAAUUAUCAACUCAAAACAAUAAAAGUACCUCAUCAAGUAGGUCGUUUAUCAAGAUCAUUAAAAGAACGAUCAAACUGGAAAGCACGAGAGUGGGAGAACUCGGUUCUUUAUUAUAGCUUACCUAUUUUGAGAAUAGUUUUAAAAAAUAAGAAUCUCUUAAGGCACUGGUCUUUGUUCGUCAAUUCAUUGCAUAUAUGUUUACAGUUGGAUAUCACUUACGCAGAAUUGAAUCAAUCUAAUGUAAUGUUGCAUGAAUUUGUUUCACAAGUAGAAAUGUACUAUGGGAUCACUGCUAUGUCUUACAAUGUGCACCAAUUACUUCAUAUUGUAAAAUGUGUUUACCAUUGGGGUCCGUUGUGGGCAUAGUAUAUACACUAAUUGUUCUGCAAUUUUACUCGACUAUUGUCAAAACUUAAAUGGUACUUUGGCUAAAAAAAAAUAAAAGUAUCAAAAAUCACGUAUUUUGGAACAGAAAAAAUACUAGAUCAACAAUUAAUUCAGCAAUUUAAUUUACCAAGGAUAAUUAAAGUGUUUUCGAAAGCUGUAAUAAACCAUUUUUUAAUGACAUCAUCUGGAAAAAAAUAACAAACGCUCAUGUAAUUUCUUUGCACAGCUCCAAGACUGAUCAUUUGUUCAAAUCAACCAUUUCCUAUUAGAUAUUACUAAUAAAAAAGAAUUUACAAUUUGUAGAAUUCUUAAAACCAGAGGCAGCGUCUACUCAAGUAUAGUUAAAGAAAUAAUUGAAAUAGGAGAUGUAAUUUGUCUAGACACAAAUCAAAUAAUAUUACCAGCAGUUUUAUUUUGAAACUGAAACUGAAGAAAAAAAAAUAUAUUAUACAAGUACCAAAUAACUAUUUUUAUUGAAUUGCGAAAAAUUGUAUUUUAUUUCUUAUUGUUUAAUACUACCAAAUCAAAAAAAUUUAAUAUUAAGUUUAUCAAUGUUCAACAAACGUGCAUAAAAGCUAUACCUGUAAAUAUGCAGUACGAAAUUUGUAGUUUUUAUUUUGUAAAUAAAUGACAAAUUAUAAUAAAUAUUAUAAUAAAUAAACUGUACUUAAUUUUGUUUAAAUAUAUUACUUACUUUUUCACAAAGUUAAGCAAACUGAACCGUUUUUUUUACAAAUUUUGAAUAGCACACACAUGCACACACGCAUAUAUUUAUACCUAUAAUUUAAAAAAUAUGUAAAAAACAUAUGGUUAUAUAAAAUAUCUUAUCAGAAUGUAAUUUAUACUCCAUAAAAAAAAUUACAGAAUUUUUCCGGAUAUCGCGUGAUUAGUCGUGCGACUAAUCGAGCAAAAAAAAGUUUCAUUAUUACGCGUGAUCAAUCGCGCAACUAUUUGCACGACUAAUCGCGCGAUAAAUCGCGUAAAUAAUCGCGUGAUAAAUCGCGCGAUAUUUUUCAGUAGGGGUAUAAAUAAUGUAAUUUUAUUAAGACAUUGCUACUUUUGUAUAUACUUCAUAAGCUGUACAUACUGUAUAUUAUGAAU
This is a messenger RNA of Nasonia vitripennis (jewel wasp), 2690 nucleotides long. RefSeq lists its product as uncharacterized. Lineage: Eukaryota; Metazoa; Arthropoda; Insecta; Hymenoptera; Pteromalidae. The record is from RefSeq and is a predicted model, not a curated record. The coding region runs from base 89 to 1063 and encodes 324 amino acids. The transcript is spliced from 2 exons.